UCACCUGAACAAUGUAUCGUCUGCAAGUCUUGUUAAUCCCUUCUGGAAGGUUGAAGAAGGCAGUAAUAAUAUGUUACUUAUGAAAUCAGGAACUAUAUACAGCUUUUAGCACCAGGAUUAUCACAAUUAUAUAGUUCAGAUAUGGAGGAUUCAUUUAUACAAAGUUUUGUUAUUCAGAAAUAAUAAUCAUGGGUCAGUUUUGGACGAGAAUAUUCAAACACAGAGAUGUAAGAAUACUGCUGCUAGGUUUGGAUGCAGCAGGAAAGACAACUAUUUUAUAUAAAUUAAAAUUAGAUGAACUGGUGACCACUAUUCCAACUAUAGGUUUUAAUGUUGAGUCUAUACAGUAUAAAGAUGUUAAUUUUACGGCCUGGGAUAUUGGCAGCCGAGAUAAAAUCCGUCCAUUGUUUAGACAUUAUUAUAAAGGAGCUGAUGCUGUGGUGUUUGUUAUAGACAGUAAAGAUCGAGAGCGACUCGAUGAGUUAAAUUAUGAUGUUAUAAAACCAGCCAUAGCAGCAGAGGAACUGAAAGAAUCCAUCUUUCUUUUUUUGGCCAAUAAAAUGGAUUUAGAGGAUACCAUGACAAUAGAAGAGAUCUCCGACAAACUGGGACUCAAAAACUUAAAACAUCCCUGGAAUAUUUUACCAGUUAGUGGUGUAAAAGGUGAUGGGCUUCAUGGAGCUUUAGAUUGGUUAGCAUCAAAACUUGGUUCAGCGUCAACCAAAAAUCAAAAUAAGACUGCAGGUCCUUCGAUAGGUCUGACCUCCGAUACAGAGGAGAUAAGUGAAGAGCAAGAUGAAGCAAUUGCGCACAGAGAUUAUUGUUCUCGUGCAUACAGUGCUAUAAAAUGUCUGUUUUUAAGAACUAAUAAAAAUGACAGUCAAGACAGUUUGGAUAAAUAACAGUGAAGAUAAUAGAAUCGUAACAUUUUCCAGAUAUUUAUUCUAUAAAUGUAUAAUUUUUUAAUAGAGAAAAAUGUCUCCCAGUUUGAGAAAUUUUCAGUGAUCUACCCUAAUUUGAAUUGUUGUCGAUCUCAAGAUUAGAAUCAACAGUGGGAACAGAUUAGAAUCAACAGUGGGAACAUGAUGUACUUUCCUUCGAUGAUUCAAAAAAUUGUGCAAUUUUGUGUUAAUUAUUUAAAUGAAACUGAUAAAUAAAAAAAGUGUGUGUGUGUGACAAAUAUCACAAGAAAUAAAUAAACAAAAAAAAAAAAUUAUAAUAAACUCUUCUGAUAAUCAAAUUAAAAUAAACUGGUUCUUUUGAGGUGUUCCUCUGUAACUAUUUAAUGUUGAUAUGAACACAUUAAUAUGGAAUUUAAAAAAGACAGAUUGUUUUUAGAAAAUAACAGCAUUGUUCUGUUGUGAUCAUUAACAAUGAUUAUGGUAUUUGGUGUAUACUAUACAAAUACCGUAUUUUAUGAUAUAAAUGAAUUAAGCAAAAAUGGGCACAUAAUUUCCCCCUAACCAUCCACUUGAUAUCUACAUACCAGGAGUUAAUCAUCAUGAUAUAAAUUAGAUACUAGCAGGCCUGGAUAUAAUGGUUUCAGUUGUACCUGAGAAUUGUCUGACACUAAUGAACUAUAUUAUAGUUCCUGACAUUCUCAACAUAUAAUAUCAAUAAAAACACAGAAAAAAGACAAAUUUGUGCCAGACAAAAUGAAAGGCGCCAGAGAGAUUGUGCCUGACAAAAGUCUAAAUUUAUGCCUGACAAUGUCUGUGACAGGUGCCUUAUAUCCAGGCUUGCUGCAUGUAUUGUAUGUGUGUUGUAUCUUGUAAAUCACUGUUUGAGUGUAACUUCAUUUCGGUGUCAUAGUUUCAACUUAUGUCAAAGUGUGAUAACAAAAAACAAACCUUGCCAGUCAACCAUAUUUUAUAAAUUUGCUAUUCCAACAUUUAUUUCAUUUGCCAUGCAUUCUUUUCUGUUUCAACGUUUAAUAUUUGUGUUGGCUACGGAGAGAGCUCUGCUUACAAAGUUAAUCUCACUCAACAUUUUAAGUAGUUCUACAGGUUAGAAUCAUCUUUCCUAUGUUUAUAAAAAAAAAGUGUAAAAAAUGCAUGAUUUUUUUUUUUCAUUUGAAAUGUGUAUCUAGUUUACAUUAUAGAGAUGUUGUGAUAUUAUAAAGGGAAAUAACUCUUGUAUUGAAAGUUAGAUGAACAUGUUUUUUUAAUACACAAAUACCAUUAAGGGCAUAGAGAUGUUAAUGCUCUAAAGAAUGCUGUAUCAGUACAUGUUACAUGUUUUUGUGUUAGAGGUGGGUUUGUGCUGGGGGAGUGGGGGGUCUUACCAGUUAUGGAAUCUGAUUUUAGAGAGGGUUAAAUCGCCAGUCUUGGAAUCUUAUUACGGUAUCAGGGGGUUAAAAUCAUUGAUCUUUGAACUUUUUUUUAGGAGGAAAUGGGGGGGUAAAUUGUCAGUCUUGGAAUAUUUUACAAAUGCAGUUACCAUUAUUGGCAAGAAUUUGAGAACAAUCCAGUUAAUAUUACUGUAUUAAGUUUGUAGAAGAAAUGCUCAUGUUAAGCUGCUCAGAUUAAUUAUAUAUUAGUUGUACAUAGAUAAUAAUAAUUAUACAGAAUAUUAUACUGUUUAUAAGACUAGAUUAAUCACAUACCCACUUCAAGGAUUUAAUGUGGGUAAAAUUAUUAUGCAUAUUUUUGUUCAAAAUGUUUUCUGUGCCCAUUUAAUUGUCCGUAACAUAAAUCAUUGAUCAGAAAUAUGCAUUACUAACGGACAGGUAGUACCAAUAUAAUGUUUAAUGGGGAAACGUAUGCCAGAACGAAUUAUAAGUCCUUUAUGACACUAUCCCUGUAAUUGCAAAAAAUAUUGCUCUCAUCAUAAGACGGUUAAACAAUGAAGUCCAUGUGCAUAAUCUAUGAAAUCCUUGACAUGAUUUGAAUUAUUAUAUUAUAAAUAUUACUGUUAUUUGUAUGUAAAUUCAAAGUUCAAUUUAAUUUAAAUGCAAAAUAUUGAAGAUUUGUUAAUUGAAUAUACAGAAUUUAUUUUACUAGCUAUCUAUAUGUUUGUAUUAGUGUGCAAUAGAAUCUCUAGCACUGUUCAGUAAGUUUUACACUGAUUUUGAAUGUAAGGUCAAAAGCCUGCUGGGCUGUUAUGGUUAAUACCAGGUUUCAUUUAUUUUUUUCCAGUUACGAUAACUUUAUUGUCAGUCAUCGAAGUUCUUGACCUUGUAUUUGCAAAAUCAGGGGAUUCUAACCAUGAGGCAUGUGGUUCAACAGGAUUUUAAAACAUAGUUACAGAUAACCUCUUCAGUCUAGUCUAAGCAUGUUAGAUCCCAGUAACUAUGUUAUGCCGAGCCCUAGUGUACUUAUUUAUCAUGGCUAAAUAUGAUUAUGUAGACAUCCAUACUUAUACACUGUUUAUUGUUUUAGCUGCCGUCCUUAUGAAAUUAGAUUGACUGAAAACCAAGAAAUAUUGAAGAAUAUUUGUGCCAUAAUAUUUGCAUUUGUAUGAUUUGGUUUAAUGUUUGCAUGCUUUGGUUAAAACUCUAUGUAAAUGUCCAUUCUUUACCAAAUCUUGUGUAAUAUUUUCUUUCUUAGAUUAAAGAAUGUUUUGUUUCUUUUUAUUUUCAUACCUAUCGAAAUUCAUAAUAUACACCUAAUAUUGUUAGAAUGUAAUUCUAUAAAUGAUCAUCAAUAAAUCCUUAUGCUAAACAUAA
Molecule: messenger RNA, 3667 nt
Organism: Patella vulgata (common limpet)
Lineage: Eukaryota; Metazoa; Mollusca; Gastropoda; Patellidae
Product: ADP-ribosylation factor 1
Exons: 4
Coding region: 189-902 (237 amino acids)
Biological process (GO): vesicle-mediated transport; intracellular protein transport
Cellular component (GO): cytoplasm
Molecular function (GO): GTP binding; GTPase activity
Source: RefSeq, a predicted model, not a curated record